CACACUCCCUUCCGAAACGUCGCCAAAAUGGCCGCCGUUCAAGCCACGAAGGAGGCCCUGGCUCCGACACAGCAGGCGGGCACUUUCAAGAUCGAGAACACCGAGAAGCGUGAUACAUUGAUGGCCAGCGAGAAGAAGUACCAAAAACUAUGGGCCGACCGCAAGAUCUUUGAGCAGAACGCACCCACUCUCGAGGAUGUGCCGUUCCACUCCAUCACACCCGCCGAGCUGCGGAAGAAGGUCCCCAAAUACAUGGUCACCAUGGCGUAUCCAUACGUGAACGGGACUCCUCAUGCUGGCCAUUCUUUCACGGCGAGCAAGCUGGAGUUCGCUGUAGGUUGGGCACGAAUGCAAGGAAAGCGGGCUCUUUACCCACAAGGAUUCCACUGCACCGGUAUGCCGAUCAAGGCGUGCGCCGACAAGCUGGUCCGCGAGAUCGAGAACUUUGGACAAAACUUCGAGAACUGCCCCGUCGACGCUGUCAAGGACGAGAACAAAGACGCCUCACCCCCAGCGCCCACCCAGCAGGUCACCAAGGAGGAUGUUACCAAGUUCUCCGCGAAGAAGUCGAAGGUCAAUGCGAAGACAAAUGUCGCCUUGAAGUACCAAUUCCAGAUUAUGCUUGCUCAGGGAAUUCCGAUUGAAGAGAUUCACAAGUUCGCAGAGCCGCAACAUUGGCUACAAUACUUCCCUCCUCUAUGGAAGCGCGAUUUGGACAACAUGGGAUGCCGUGUGGACUGGAGACGAUCGAUGGUCACGACUGAUGCCAACCCAUACUACGACGCCUUUGUGAGAUGGCAGGUCAAUCGUCUGAAGGAGCUGGGCAAGAUCAAGUUUGGCAAGAGAUACACUGUCUACUCACCCAAGGAUGGACAGGCAUGCAUGGACCACGACAGAGCGUCUGGAGAAGGAGUAGGAGUUCAGGAAUACACCGCCAUCAAACUUGGAGUCAAGGAGUGGGCCGAGGCAGCCAAGAGCAAGGUCGAGGGCAAGGUUCCGGAGGGCGGAGUGGUCUACUUUGUGCCUGCGACUCUACGACCAGAAACGAUGUACGGACAGACAUGCUGCUUUGUCGGACCUGCUAUCACCUACGGUAUCUACGAGGUCGUCAAGGGCAAGGAGUACUACUUCAUCUCGGAUCGUGCUGCGAGGAACAUGGCCUUCCAGAGCAUAUUUCCAACAUGGGGAGAGUUUCCCAAGGUCGCAGAGCUUCAGGGCUCGGAUGUCAUUGGUACCCUUGUCAACGCACCAUCCUCGUUCAUGAAGGAAGGUGUGCGCAUCCUUCCCAUGGAGACCGUCAAGGCCUCUAAGGGUACCGGUGUCGUAUCUUGCGUACCAUCAGAUUCCCCUGACGAUUAUGCCACCAUCAUGGACCUGAGCAAAAAGGCCGAGUACUACAAGAUCAAGAAAGAAUGGGUCGACUUUGAAAUCCUGCCCAUCAUCGAGACUCCUUCUUACGGCAACUUGACCGCCAAGUUCCUGGUCGAAUCGAUGAAGAUCAACUCGCCCAAGGAUGCGAAGCAAUUGGCCGAGGCCAAGGACCUUGCCUACAAGGAAGGCUUCUACAAGGGAAAGAUGAUUUACGGAGAAUUUGCGGGGAGGAGUGUUGAGGAAGCCAAGCCGUUGGUCCGCCAACAAAUGAUUGAUGCGAAGGACGCUUUCGCUUACGCCGAGCCAGAUGGUCAAGUUGUCAGCCGAUCAGGAGACGAAUGUGUCGCUGGCCACCUCGACCAAUGGUUCAUGAACUACGGCACUCCCGAGAAGUCUGGUGAUCCCGAGUGGCAACCCACUGUUCUUAAGCAUGUGAUGAAUGAGAAUGGCAAUGGCUUGAAUCUCUUCACAACAGAAGCCAAGAACUCCUUCGAGCAGGUCUUGUUCUGGCUCGCACAAUGGGCAUGUGCUCGAAGCUACGGUCUGGGUACCAAGCUGCCCUGGGACCAGAGCCAGCUUGUCGAGAGUCUGUCCGACUCGACCAUCUACAUGUCAUACUACACGAUCGCACACUUCCUACACAAAGACAUCUUUGGCAAGGAGAAGGGCAUUGGAAAUAUUGCACCUGAAGAGAUGACGGACGAGAUCUGGGACUGGCUAUUCUGCCGAGCAGAGACGAUCCCUCAAGGAACCACCAUCAAAGAGGAGACUUUGCACCGCAUGCGUCGGGAAUUCGAGUACUGGUACCCUCUUGAUCUCCGUGUCUCCGGCAAGGAUCUGAUCCAAAACCACUUGACCUUCUUCCUGUACGUUCACAUUGCUCUCUUCCCUCCAGAGUACUGGCCACGCGCGGUCCGCGCCAACGGGCAUUUGCUUCUCAACGGAGAGAAGAUGUCCAAGUCGACCGGAAACUUCCUCACACUCUACGAUGCAACGGCCAAGUUCGGCGCAGAUGCCACGCGUAUCGCACUUGCAGACGCUGGAGACAGCAUCGAGGACGCUAACUUCGACGAGUCUGUGGCGAACAGCAAUAUUCUCCGCAUGUACGAGCUCCGACAAUGGUGCGAGAGUGUCAUCAACGACGCUCGUCUGCUCAAGGACGGCGAGACCUACGCCCAGAUCACGAAGAGCGAGCGCCACAAGAACAACGACUCGGUCAUGCGCACUGGUGAGAAGAUGUUCUGGGACGAGCUUUUCGAGAACGAGAUCAACGGUCUUGUCCGUGAGGCUGGCAAGCAAUACGAUGCGACCAACUACAAAGCCGCCCUCAAGAGUGGCCUGUACGAUUUCACCAUCGCUCGCGACUUCUACCGCGAAGCGACCAAAGCAGCCGGUAUUGGCAUGCACUUUGACCUCGUCAAGCGCUACGUCGAGCUGCAGGCUCUGAUGGUCACAGUCGUCGCUCCCCACUGGGCGGAACACAUCUGGCUCGAGGUUCUCAAGAAGGACGAUUCGGUGCAGAACGCUCUCUUCCCGGAGGUGCCUGAUCAGCAGCCCAACCUCACCGCUGCUCGCGAGUACGUCCGCAACACCAGCAGCAACAUCACCUCUGCGGAAGGCGCACAGCUCAAGAAGAUGCAAAAGGGCAAGCAGACUUCGUACGACCCGAAGAAGGACAAGAAGCUCUCCAUAUUCUGCGCAAGAAAUUACCCUGCGUGGCAAGACGGCAUCAUCGAUAUCGUUCGUCAAAACUUCGUGGACAUGAAGCUCGACGUCAGCGCAGUGUCGAAGUCCAUCCCGAAGGCGGAAAGCAAGAAAGCCAUGCCGUUCGUGCAAGUGUUGAAGAAGUCUCUUGAGACGGGCAUCGAGCCGAGCACAGUGUUCGAGAGGAAGCUAGCCUUUGAUGAGGUGAAGGUGCUGUUGGAGAUGGUCGCCGGUCUGCAACAGAUUGUGCAGAAAUGUGCUGUGGUGGAGGUUGUCGUCGUGGAGGAUGAGGGCAAGAAGGGAAGUGUUGCAGGAGGCAGCGAGGGUGUCAAGCAGGGUGAGGAGAGGACAGCAUUGCCGCAGAGUGCGGAGAAUGCGGUUCCGGGUCAGCCGACUUUCUUCUUCGAGAAUGUCUGA
Zymoseptoria tritici IPO323 is the source of this 3492-nucleotide messenger RNA. Its product is annotated as leucine--tRNA ligase. The coding region runs from base 28 to 3492 and encodes 1154 amino acids. The record is from RefSeq and is a predicted model, not a curated record. Gene Ontology annotation, molecular function: aminoacyl-tRNA deacylase activity; ATP binding; leucine-tRNA ligase activity. Gene Ontology annotation, biological process: leucyl-tRNA aminoacylation. The transcript has a single exon. Lineage: Eukaryota; Fungi; Ascomycota; Dothideomycetes; Mycosphaerellales; Mycosphaerellaceae.